Molecule: messenger RNA, 1628 nt
Organism: Nelumbo nucifera (sacred lotus)
Lineage: Eukaryota; Viridiplantae; Streptophyta; Magnoliopsida; Proteales; Nelumbonaceae
Product: NAC domain-containing protein 101-like
Biological process (GO): regulation of DNA-templated transcription
Molecular function (GO): DNA binding
Source: RefSeq, a predicted model, not a curated record
AAUGGACGUACGGAAAUGAGGUACAAUGUCAACUGCCAUUCAACAAGAAACUUGGCAAACAAGCUUCCAAAGUCCGAAGUCGAAGCAUUUUCUAUGUCGUGGCGUGUCUUCCCACAUUAUGAGAUUUGUAAAUCUUCAGCGAGCUCACUGUUGCUCCGCUUCAUGGGGCAUAUUAGGAAUCUGAAAUCGAUUCCUACCCCACAUCCGCCUGGUUUCCGAUUCCGUCCAACCGAAGAACAGCUCUUAUGUUACUACCUUAGCAACAAGAACAACAGGGAGAGCCCAACGCACCAUAACCUUUCAGUUGUCGAUGUUCCACUCUUAGGCUCAGAUGUGAUUGAAGAGUUGGAUCUGUACAACUAUGACCCCUGUGACCUACCGGAGAUCGCGUGUUUUCCAUUUGGUGACGGCGGACGUAAGAAGCAUUGGUAUUGUUUUACUGCAAAGGCGACAAGUGACCGCGGGAAGCGGAAAACCAGAGGCGGCUUCUGGAAGAGCAGGGGACGGGCCCGGGAUGUUAUUGGAAAAGGAGUUUUAUUGGGGAAGAGGAAGACUUUUGUGUUUUACAGAGGGAAUUCGUUGAAAGCAGAGAAGUCUGGUUGGAUGAUGUAUGAGUAUGCCCUUGUUGAUCAUCUGAAGGACUCCUUUGUUUUGUGCCGAAUUUUUUUAAGAUCUUGUAAUGGAAAUAAAAUAUCCAAGCAUGUCCAAACUUGUUAUGCUGAAGAAAACAUUGCUGCAACGCAUGAUGCGGGAACCAGUGUUACUUUCAAACAACAUGAUACAGCCUCAACAUCUGACAUUUGUGAAUUUCCAUUGCAUGAGAAGACAUCCAUUGACAUCAACAAUGGAAUCCAUAGAUGCCAGAUGAAAGCAAUCAGCAAACUAGAUGAUCUGGUUGUGGCCCAACAAAUUUCUGAUGGAUUUCAGUUCCCUGUAUUUGUUCCACAGUGUGAUGAGCGUGAGCAGGUCAGAUCGUACAAUGCCACCAUUGCUGGUAGUACUAGAGUUGGUGGUACCAUUGCAGAUGAGUUAAUAACCAAUUCUGUGAUUUUAGAUGGGGAUUUCAUAGAGUUAAAUGAUCUCGUCUGUCCUCUUUCAGACAUUGAUUCCCUGGGUUAACUAAAAGGAACUAUUUUCCAAGAGAUUUAUGGUGAUUGAAUUGUGACACUAGUAAAAUUAUUGCCCAAUGUCCCUAUUUGUAGAGGGGAAGAGAAGAAAGCAAAAUCAUUUGAAAAACAAGAAAAUGUACAGAAGAAAGAAGGGGGGAAAUGAGCAUGCUGCCAGUUUUGCUGUGGACAAGUGUUUCUGGCAGAAUGAGCCCACUUGUGAAGGUACCUCAUUCUGGUGGAUAAGAGCAAGAUCCCCCUGCGGUUAAUAUUGGGAAAUCUUGAACGAAAAGCAUUGAUAUUAUCAAACCAAAACUUCUAUCAGCCGAAUGAGUUUCAGUUAUUCCCUUAACGAUGGAGGUUUACCUGGUCACUUUUAUAUAGUUUUAUUGGAAAUCCCGAUAUUCCUCCACCAAUACUCUUUUAUUACUUUUCUAUUUCUCAGCCAUCUAUGUGCUCUCUCAACCCUUUGAUUGCUAUAUUUAUAGUUUGUGAAACUUGCUAGUUAUUGCUUUUGUUAGA